GUAACUGCUAAAUAACGCCUCUUUAUAUAUCAUCCGCUAAUUUUGGCGGCACCAAAACCGCAACUCUGAUCAACAACUCCCCCUCCUCCUCACUCCCCCCUUUUUUUGGUUACUUACCGGAUUCCCAUCUCUCUCUAGAUUUUCCUUAAUCCCCUCAAACGUGGAUUCCAGAGUUUAACAUAUAGUAUAGUACUAGUAGGGUAAACGACCCAUGUUUUGUUUUUGUUCUUUUCUUGGAGAUUUUCACUGGUGACGUACGAGCAGAGUUGAGUUCAAAGAAUGGGAGGGCUUGACACUUCGCUUUCUUGCUCUAGUCUCUUGUGUCCAGAGACCGUAUCUAGUUUUUCUGAAACAGAAAGAGACAUCGAUCAAAGUGUUUUUGAAGAUGAUGAGAGUGUUCUCUUCUAUAAGUCAUCUUUUGUUACAGAGGGUGAAGAUGAGUUUAUAGAGAAGUUGGUUCAAAGAGAAAUUGCUGUGGGAUUCAAAACUAAUGCAUCUUUUAGUCAUUAUGAAAGUGCCAGUGAAAGCUGGCAGGGAGGUGCUCGCUUGGAUGCUAUUGAAUGGAUUUUCAAUACAAGAGCAACCUUUCGGUUCGAAGUCCAUACAGCUUAUCUUUCUGUGACAUAUUAUGACCAGUUUCUUGCAAAGAAACCCAUUAAUGAUGGGUACAUAUGGUCUACUCGAUUGUUGUCCGUAGCAUGUUUUUUUUUGGCAGCAAAAUUUGAGGAGCGCAGAGUACCUCCUUCAUCAGAACUUCGCGUACGAAAUUUUAUUUUCCACAAGGCAUUGAUCAAGAAAAUGGAGGUAUUGGUACUUGGUACCUUGCAGUGGAAGAUGGGUACUAUCACUCCUUUUGCUUAUUUGCCUUACUUCAUCAGUAAAUUCUAUGGUGAAUCUGGGCCUAGAGGAUUAGUCUCCAAAGCUCUGGAGCAUAUCAUGGCUAUGAUAAAAGAAAUGAGAUUGCUGGAUCAUCGACCAUCUUUCAUUGCUGCAGCUGCAGCGUUAGCUGCUUCUGACGUUCGAUUAACAAAAGAAGAAAUGGAGCUCAAGAUGAAUUUCAUUUCAUUCUGGGGAUCUCGAGAAAAUGAGCAUAUAUUUUCCUGCUAUGAUAUGAUGCAGGAAAUAGAGAUGAGAAAAUCUAGGACACCAGAGCAUGUUAUUUUCUCAGAAUAUUCUUCAAAUCAGGAUCCUGAGGAUCCAUCUGCUACCAGUAAUGGAGUUGGCGCUAAGAGAAAACUUACAUUCAAUGAUCCUGAUGGUGAAGGCGAUCCUUCCUCAAAGCAGCUACACCGUGCACUCCUAUGUGGCUGUGCCGUUGUCUUUGCCAAAAACGUGUGAAUGCUGAUAUUUGCUCACUUUGAUUGAUGUUUGUAGGGUCCAAGUUGUCAUCAUGGAAUUAGAGACCUUUGUUUUGGGGUGAUUUGGGGGGGAGGAUGGGGGAACAUGAGAUUCAUAGCAAUUGGCAAAUUGGGUGUCAGAGGCUCCACCCUUCCACAUGCUUUCAUAAGGUUCUUAGGAUAUCCAGUCUGGCAUCGUACAGCGUUGUAUUUUAUUCUCCAGUUAUUACUAUGUAUCUUGUGAACAUACAUGUUUCC
Messenger RNA from Theobroma umbraticum, 1595 nucleotides. It is a transcript of the gene CYCD5;1, whose product is annotated as cyclin d5;1. Lineage: Eukaryota; Viridiplantae; Streptophyta; Magnoliopsida; Malvales; Malvaceae. The record is from RefSeq and is a predicted model, not a curated record.